Messenger RNA from Acanthoscelides obtectus, 666 nucleotides. The record is from the annotation of a GenBank genome assembly. NCBI's taxonomy places the organism in Eukaryota, Metazoa, Arthropoda, Insecta, Coleoptera, Chrysomelidae.
AUGAGACUGGAUAAAUCGGGAAGUUACCACAAAGGUGUAUCGCAGUAUCUCAAAGCUGCAUUUGAAAUAGCUUUUAUGAUAGCAAAGCAAAAUAAACCUCAUACUAUCGGUGAAGAAUUAAUAAAACCAUGUGUCAAGCAUAGAAUCGAUGAGAUUGCAGCAGACAUAAAGUCACAAAUAAUUAACAAAGUAAAAUUAUCGCCAUUUUUUGCCUUUAGUUGCGAUGAAUCCACCGACAUCGUUAAUUGUGCACAGUUAAUAGUUUAUGUUCGUUAUAUCGGCGGAGAUAUCAUUCAAGAAGAGAUUUUGUACUCCCAAUCUUUGACAGCAGGUAGUACAUCUGAAGAUAUAUUUAAUUCGAUAUCAAAUUUUGUUGAAAAAAAUGAUUUGGAUUGGAAGAAACUCAUUGGACUUUGCACAGAUGGCGCACCUGCAAUGAUCGGUGUACGAACGGGCUUAGCUAAAAAGCUCAACGAAAAAAAUCCCGCAAUGGUUACUUUGACUUCCAAAACAUUGCCACAGAAAUUACGCCAGACUUUGGACUCGGCUAUAAGGAUUGUAAACUACAUCAAGAGCAGCGCUUUGAACAGUCGGUUAUUUACUUUACUUUGCGAGGAUCUCGAUUCUGAUCACAAAGUUCUUCUGUUCCAUACAGACGUACUCUGA